CCCAUCAGUGCCACAUCAGUGCCACAUAUCAGUGCCUACCAGUGCACAUCAAUGCCACAUAGUGCCCAUCUGAGCUGCCUUUCAGUGUCACCCAUCAGUGCAAGUCAGUGCCACCUAUCAAUGCCAAUCAGUGCCACCUAUCAGUGCUGCCAAUCAGUGUCACCUAUCAUCAGUGCUGCCUAUCAGUGAGCAUCAGUGCCGCCUAUCAGUGCCUGUCAGUGCCACCUAACAGUACCAGUCAAGGCUGCCUAACAGUGCCAGUCAGUGCCGCCUAUCAGUGCCAGUCAGUGCUACUGCCCUUUAG
This is a messenger RNA of Staurois parvus, 304 nucleotides long. The record is from the annotation of a GenBank genome assembly. Lineage: Eukaryota; Metazoa; Chordata; Amphibia; Anura; Ranidae.